Molecule: messenger RNA, 729 nt
Organism: Zychaea mexicana
Lineage: Eukaryota; Fungi; Mucoromycota; Mucoromycetes; Mucorales; Lichtheimiaceae
Exons: 4
Coding region: 1-729 (242 amino acids)
Source: RefSeq, a predicted model, not a curated record
AUGGAAAAGACAGAAGUUGAGCAGCAUCCCUCUUCAGAGUCAUUUACUGAAAAAGAUGUUAGCGCUCCAGUAACAUCAACAACAACAACAACACCCACAGGUGGAUACAACACUGAAUCAGCUCUACCACCUAAAAUACAUUCGGAAGCCAGUUACUACGACAAUGCAAGUGCUGGGAGAGGCACUGGUACUCCACGGUCACCCAACAAAUGGAGAGUUAUCCUACGUACAUGGCAGGCAAUUGCGGCACCUGCAGUAUUUAUACUUCAAGCAGGCGCCAGUGCAUAUACAAACCACGAUACUCCAGCUGCUAUCAAUGUUGUCCUCUUAUACUUUGUGUGCGGUGCCUGCAGUGCAUCCUUCAUCUGGAGCUUGUUCAUGAUUUAUGUCUAUUUCUCCCGACGUUUUGGAAACGGUGGCAAAGUGAAACGAACCGUAGCAUUUGGCGUGGAUGUUUGUUUUGCGGUUCUUUUGGGAAUUGGUGUGUGUGCUGAGAUCGGUAUGUACAAGUGUCCCCCAGGCGAGUUAGAGGGCUGGUGUGAUCUCUUUAAUUCUGGUAUUUUCUUUGGCAAAAUAAUAUAUUAUACAUAUAAUAAUCCUGCAGUUUAUGUGACAUUUGAGGUGGUUUCUCAUAUUCGUAAUCAAAUCAUCGUUUUUUACAUUGGUGAAAAGAAGACAUUGCAAGCAUAUCUCCAUUUUGACCGAUUGAAGGACUUGGAUGGUGAAUAA